Guillardia theta CCMP2712 is the source of this 3862-nucleotide messenger RNA. RefSeq names its product condensin subunit, structural maintenance of chromosome protein 4, SMC4 (gene Smc4). Gene Ontology annotation, biological process: mitotic chromosome condensation. The coding region runs from base 31 to 3813 and encodes 1260 amino acids. Gene Ontology annotation, cellular component: chromosome. Gene Ontology annotation, molecular function: ATP hydrolysis activity; ATP binding; protein binding. Lineage: Eukaryota; Cryptophyceae; Pyrenomonadales; Geminigeraceae. The transcript has 3 exons. The record is from RefSeq and is a predicted model, not a curated record.
AAGAGCGAGGGAGAGGGGGGAGGAGACGCCAUGAGGGCAGAGAACGCAGGAAGUUCUACUUCUAAGAGACUGAUCAUCACUCAUAUGACUCUUGAGAACUUCAAGAGCUAUGCUGGAAUCCAGGAGAUUGGUCCUUUCCACAAGAAAUUCUCUUCUGUUGUUGGACCAAAUGGAAGUGGAAAGAGCAAUGUCAUCGACGCCAUGUUGUUUGUCUUCGGCAAGAGGGCUAAGCAGCUUCGAUUGAACAAGGUUUCGGAGCUCAUCCAUAAGUCAGAGAGUCACAUGAACCUUCAGAGCUGCAAGGUCUCCGUCCACUUUGUUGAGAUCAAGAACGAAGACAAUGGAACGGACGAGUUUGACAUCAUCCCUGGCAGCGAACUAGAAGUCUCUCGUGCGGCCUUCUCGGACAAUUCGAACAAAUACUACAUCAAUGGCCGUUCGAGCAACUACAAGGAGGUUACAAGCCUCCUCAAAGAGAAGGGAAUCGAUCUGGAUCACAACAGGUUCUUGAUCUUGCAAGGAGAGGUGGAACAGAUAUCUCUCAUGCCCCCAAAAGCUCGCAAUGAGCAUGAGACCGGAAUGCUCGAGUACCUGGAGGACAUCAUCGGUUCAAACAGGCUGAUUGAGGCGAUUGAGUCAGCUGCAAAGGAGGUUGAUGUCUUGAAUGAGGAGAGGGGGCAGAAAGUGAACAAGUUGAAGAUUGUCCAGAAGGAUAGAGACAACUUGGGAAGUGCGAAGGAGGAGGCUGAAGAGUAUCUUAACCAACAGAAGAAAUUGAUCUCCAAGAAAGCCGUUCUGUACCAAAUCCACUUGCAAGAGGCCCAUGAGCAGCAGGUAAAGGAGCAGGAGAAGAAGACAAAGCUUGAAGAGAAGAUUGCAGCUGAGAAGGACAAGUUGGAAGAAUCACAGAAGCGCGUUGAGGAGAUGACCACCGAGUACAAUAAGGAGAAGGAGGGUUAUGAGCAAUUAGAGGCUGAGCUCCGACAAAGCAAAGAGGAAUUUUCUGUUUUCGAAAGGAAGGAUGUCAAGUACAAAGAGGACAUCAAGCACUUGAAAGCCAAAGAGAAGAAGUUGAGAGAGACUGCAGUGAAGGAGAAAGAAAAGGCUGAAAAGGCAAAAGAGUCCAUUUCAAAGCAAGAGAAAUCCAUUGUUGAGGCUGAAAAGACUGUUCAGAGAAUGGAGUCUUUGAUUCCUGGCGAGCAAGAGAUCUUGGACGGCUUGUACGAAGCUACCAAGGAAGAGACCGAAGCUCUUCGUGCUCAGCUUGCCAAGGCUCAGGAGGAGCUGACUCCCUGGAUGCAAAUGACAAAUGAGGCGCAGAGCUCCGUGGACAUUGUUAGAGCCGAGAUUGAGCUUCUUGAAAGCAAAGAGAAGAAAGCCAAGCAGGCCCUGAUGGAGGCUGAGCAGCGCCUCAAGGAGGCUGAGCCCAAACGCAAGGAGAAGCAGAAUAACCUCAAGUCCAAGCAAGCAGCCAUCUCCAAGACCAAGAAAUCGAUCGAAGAAGCUCAGGAGGAACUUGGCUCUCUGGAAGAGCGCGAGAAAUCCCUCAGGGAGUCUGUUCGCUCUGCUCGCACUAAGCUUGAAGAUUCGAAAUCUGCCCAGAAAGCCUCUUCGUCUCAGAGUACCGUCCUCAAGGUCCUCAUGGAAGCCAAGAAGUCUGGAAAGAUUGCCGGCAUUUACGGCAGACUGGGAGACCUCGGAUCCAUUGACGCGAAGUAUGAUGUUGCUAUCUCGACGGCCUGCGGUGCUUUGAAUCACAUCCUCGUCGAGAACACUGCUGUCGCGCAGAGAUGCUGCGACCUGUUGAGGUCAACUGGCGCUGGAGUAUCCACUUUCAUCAUGCUCGACAAGCAGAACCACCUGGCCGACAAGAUGAGGAAGAACGCUGAUGCCUUUCCUGCAGCAAGGCUCUUCGAUCUGGUGCAGCCUCGUGAGGAGAAGUUUCUGCCCGCCUUCUACUUUGCCCUCCGUGACACGCUGGUAGCCUCUGAUCUGGAUGAGGCUAUGCAGAUCGCCUACCAGGGAAAGAGCUCCACUGGAGGAGCCAAGUUCCGUGUGGUGACGCUGGAAGGAGCUUUGAUCGACACUUCGGGAACUAUGUCCGGAGGAGGAGCCAAGGUUGCAAAGGGAGGCAUGUCGUCGGUCCAGAGCGAUCCUGAUGCUCUCUCCGCCAAAGAGAUUGAAAGCCUCGAGAAGAAGCUGGCAAAGGAGAGCGACGAACUGACCAGCUUGAGGACUCGCCAGCAGCUGCUCGAGAAGAGCCUUGAGACCAUGAACAAGGAGUUGAGGCAGUUACAGGCCGACGUGGAGAAACUCGAGCUGGAACUCUCUGAGCUGUCAAAGGAGGAGGCCGAGACCAAGGCCAACAUGGAGGUCUACAAGGCCGAGGCCAAGUCCAACCCUGAAGAUGCAAAGAAGGUCAAGGAACUGAGCAAGGCGCUGUCUCAGAACGAGGACGCCCUGCAGAAGGCGAAGAAGAAGUCGGACGCUGCAGAGGAGAAGUGCAAGGCGAUCCAGGAUGAGAUCAUGAAUGCCGGAGGCGAGAAGUUGAAGAUGCAGAAGAAGAAGGUGGAAGGCAUGACUGCGGCCCUCGAAGAAGCGAACUCGUCCAUUAACAAGGGAAAGGUUUCCUUGAAGUCGCUGGCCAAGACCAUCGAGAAGUCCGAGGCUGCUGCCAAGUCUGCAGAGGAAGAUGCUGACGCGGCUGUGGAGGAGCUGAAGGCGCUCAAGGAGGAGUACAAGGGCAUUGAGGAGGCAGCGAUGAAAGUGAUGGAGGUCUACCAGAAGACUCAGGAGAUGCUGGACCAGAAGAAGGAGCACAUGACUGGGAUCGAGAAAGACUACGAUAAGGUCAAGUCUGCUUUGGCAAAGCUUCGGGCUGCUCAAGUCGACAUCGAGAAUGAGCUUCAGGACGCUGAGAAGGCUCUCAAGGAAGUGUCGGAGAGGUCAAAGCACUGGACUUCCAAGCUGGAGGCCUUGCGUGAGGAGUAUGAGCAAGAGUUUGAGGAGAUGGAGGAGGCGAAGGCAUCGAACGUGGAGGAGAUGGAGGAGGACGAGGAGAAGGACGUGAGCGAAGACGCGAAGAAGGUCUGGGAUUUGACCGCUGAGUCACUUGCCAAGUUCAACAUGAAGAAUCUCAAGUAUGAGAUCACGACCAUCGAGGAAGUUCUUCAGCGCAUGAACCCUAACAUGGGGGCCAUUGCAGAAUGGCGCAAGAAAGACGCAGAGUUCAAGGAGCGGCAGGCGGAGCUUGAUGCUGUGACGGAGAAGAGAGACGCGAUGCGAGGGACGCAUGACAACCUGAGGAAGCAGAGGCUGGACGAGUUCAUGACGGGCUUCAGUAUCAUCUCCAUGCGACUCAAGGAGAUGUACCAAAUGAUCACGCUGGGUGGCGAUGCCGAGCUCGAGCUUGUGGACUCCCUCGAUCCUUUCUCGGAGGGCAUCGUCUUCAGCGUCAGGCCUCCCAAGAAGUCCUGGAAGAACAUCUCCAACCUCUCCGGAGGCGAGAAGACGCUCUCCUCGCUCUCUCUGGUCUUUGCCCUGCAUCACUACAAGCCAACCCCGCUGUACGUCAUGGAUGAGAUCGACGCGGCUCUCGACUUCAAGAACGUCAGCAUCGUUGCCAACUACAUCAAGGAACGGACACAAGACGCCCAGUUCAUUAUCAUCUCUCUUCGCAACAACAUGUUCGAGCUGGCGGACAGGUUGGUCGGCAUCUACAAGACUCAUCACUGCACCAAGAGCGUCACCAUCAACCCUUCCCUGCUUGCUGCUCAUCUGCCCCCUGUCGCCACCGUCGGCGGGAAUGAGUAACUUGUCAAUCAGGGACUUCACUAACUUAAAGUAAACCCUUUGUAACGUU